AACAAAGCUGGCAUGGUAGUCACAAAGAUCACCGCAGGCCUGCAGCACUGUGUGGUACAAACAUACCACAGCUGACGUCAUCUUACCUGUGCCUGUUUUAAAAACGAGCAGUGAUACUUUGAUGAAAGCCAGACUUCAGAAGCGUCGGUCCAUCGUCUUAGCAAACUUGACUUACUUGUUUCUCCAUAUCCCAGUCCUAUUUGAUGACCAAGUACCUCUUCUAUGUCCAUAUAAUGUGUAAAUCCUACGCAUUUAAACAGCCCUGUAUGAGAAAAGAAAGUUACCAUGAACGAUGGGGACUAAACAGCUAUUGUCUGCUGUACUGGAGUUUGUUAAUUUGACAACAUGAAAUGAGUCUACAACUUGAUUGGCUUGAUUAAUCAGUGUGUUGUCCCCGGUGGAUGACAUAGAUGUCCAUCUAUUGGCCAAGACCAAGAGGGCACGUCAUCUCCAUCAAUCAGAGAUCGAAUUUCUCCAGGGCAUGUCCCUCUGACUGUCUAUGGUCGCUAUCUCGGUCAUCCAUGCGUUAUUGGGUGUUAGCUAGAGGCCACCCGUCCAUGAGUCCUAUAACCGUUUGACCGAUCCAAUGAUUAUGCGUAGGUGAUAAUGGAUUUGUAUCAAGAGUUAACGUGCGAUGGGGAGAGUAGCGCUCUGUUCGCAGGGGGACACCGACCAGGGGAGGUCAGGAUAGGUGACUUGGACCAGAUAAUUUCUCCAGAACUUGGAGCUGGCAAUGAGGGUAACUCUUUAUCAGAGGAUGACCCGGGAUAUUCAUUACAACACAGUUACCCGUCUUUCUCCGGUGCCAAUUCUGCGACCGACUGCACGGUAACUCAGCUCCCAGUCUACUCAGGCUCGAGCAGCUCUCCUCUGACACAGAGUCAGGGCUUUUCAACCACGCCACCGGCCUGCAUUCACUACUCUCGUCUCCCCUCCUACCUCCGGGUGCAGGAACACGACUUCCCGGGACUUGGAUACUCCUCUUCCACACACAUCACCGGGACUGAGGCGCUAGCGCACGCAGAAUUCGGGUCUAUAAAUGCGCACAUUAAAAUCUACACUCAUGAUGGGUCUAAUGUUCACUUUGCUGUUGUGGACAGUAGCUCUCACUCCGACCCCAAGUGUAAGGUACCUGAACUAAGUCACAGGAGCAAAACUUUUGAUUGGAUGAACGUGAAGAAGAGAAGUCAAGCUCGGACGGCCAAGAUGCACAUGGCAUGUGGACUAAGUAUAGUCGCUCCGGGCGUCAGUAUGGACAGAGGAGGUGGAGGUAACCACAGCAUUCCCACCGAUGGGCAUCACAUUACCGCUAACGGGGUACUAAGGACCAAUUUCACCACCAAACAGCUCACAGAGCUCGAGAAGGAGUUCCACUUCAACAAGUACUUGACGCGAGCCAGACGCGUGGAGAUCGCGAGCGCCCUGCAACUGAGCGAGACGCAGGUGAAGAUUUGGUUCCAGAACCGGCGCAUGAAACAGAAGAAAUUAAUGCGCGAGGGUCUUCUCCCGGUGGCCCCUCCCGUCCUCGAGCUGCUCAGAAAGCUCACGCUCCAACAGCCUGGACACUUAUUCCUCUCCUGGACAACUUGAACCGACCUCAUGCUCUCCCAAACACCUGCUGCCCCUUAACACUCAACUAGAGGAACUGUCUCAUGCAUUACAAAACAAGGUGUAAUAGUGGCAGACAGUAUCAUCAACAUGCAGGUUCUUUGAUUCUCCAUUGGUUAAUCAGGGUCAUAUUGUUUUUCACACAAAAAAAAAACACGGAAAGCAGGGUAAGUUUUGUGAACUCCAGAAUGUGUUAUUGUAAGUGUUUGAGUCAGUGGUUCCUCAUUUUAGGGGCGCAUGUAGGCCUACCUGAGACUUUUCAUUGGAGUAGCCUAUUCAAGAGGACAUUUGAGUUGCGCUCGCUUGUCAGGUGAAAUAAUAUAAUGAUUAUUGCACUUUAUGAGUUUAUAUCAAAUAACAUAACUUUAUUCAGACAACCAAUAUUAUUAUAUUUAUUUGUGUAUUUAGUAGGCCUACUAAACUUGAUUUAGUUAUUUAUUGUCUCUUGCAUGUCAUUAAAGCAUCACUAAAUUAACGUUGUGGCCAGCUCUUUCUUCGGUACAGCCUACUUAAAAUAUUUCCGUCAGGGUUUAUCUUGUUUUAAAAUAAUAUCCAAUUCAUUUUACAUUUUCCAGUGAGUUUCAAGUACCGCAUGAGGCUGAAAGCUAUUUCCAAAAUAAUUUAUAUCAAUAGCCAAUCUAAAGUAAAUUUAUUUUGUUUAUACACAUUUUGAAUAACUUAAAAGUGAUUUGAAUUGUAAGAUGUUAUAUUGACCUAUUUCAUGUUCUUGAAUAUGUAUUGUCUUGUAUUUAUUUUUCUUUCUCUAUUCAACAUUGUUGGUUCCUCUCUCUCUCUCUCGUUUCACUUUCACCCGUUGUUUUUCUUUUUCUCAAUGGUUUUAAUUAUCCCGCCAGCACUGAAGGAUUCAUGUGGUAAUUGACUGAUAGAUCUAUUGACUGGCAGGUUUAAUGCAUUGAUCAAAGUUAAUCAUACCAUUUGAAUCAAAUAUUUGAACGCAUUUCAACGGAACUGCAAGAGCAAAUGAUGGUAGAAUCCUCUUUCCUAAACUAGUGAGCUAUAGCCUAAUCAUAAACAUAUUUCAGAAAAUAAGAAUCCACUUCUGAAUAUUUUUUACAGUUUGAACACUCAUGGUUCGACGAUAAAACGCUCUCUAAACUGCCAUGUUCUCUUAUAAAUGAACAAAUGAAUUGCCUGGGCACGCACGACACCUCUGAAAUGCAUUCGGUAGAGAUUCGUUUAAUGCCUCAUAAAAACGUUAUUAAUGGUGUAACAGGUUAUCCGGGGUGUUAAUAUAUAGGACUUAUAGCUUAAUGUCACCUUUAAAACCACACAAGGGAUAAACCAUUUUUUUGUUGAAAUAUCGAAUACGCUCCUAAUUUAAUUUAGUAGAUUAGUUUUUGUGUGUGUUAUUUAUCACCAGUAAAUGUGGUGCAGGGCUGAAAAUUACAAAACAAUUGGAAACACGGAAUUGCUUCAUUUACUUGGUGUAAACUAUUGGCCUACUUACCAAUGCCUUCAUUUAAAUUCAUUGCAAGUGUAGACAAUUGUACUUGUAUUUUGGGAUUUUCAAUGCAUAUUUUUUUACAUGAAUGAAUAUGCCACUAUUAUAGAGUUAUUUUGGACACAUGCACAUAAGUUUGUGCAAGUCAUGCUAAUGUAUGCAGUUACUCCAGAGUUCAACUCUGACCCGGUGACCUUCAACAUGCCUACAGACGACAGUGAUCUGGUCAGUGAGUCAAGGAGAGAAAGAUUAUCCUUCAUCUGGGUGACCUCAGAGGCUCACAAGCUUUUUGGCUUUUUCAACAAGGAAAAAACUUUUGUUCAGGACAAUAUUUCAUCCAGCAUUGAAACGGCCCGAGAAGAAUAGUAUUCUAUAGCCUGAUACUAGAGCACUAUUCAUUUUACUAUAAUUAUGGAUCUGUUACGAUCAUGCUUAUUUUUUGAUAACAUUCCAUUUUGUAGUCCUUCAUUGCAUUUAAUUUUUUAUUAAAUUGUUAUGCAACAAUUUCAUAU
Oncorhynchus mykiss (rainbow trout) is the source of this 3582-nucleotide messenger RNA. RefSeq names its product homeobox protein Hox-C1a-like. Gene Ontology annotation, cellular component: nucleus. The record is from RefSeq and is a predicted model, not a curated record. NCBI's taxonomy places the organism in Eukaryota, Metazoa, Chordata, Actinopteri, Salmoniformes, Salmonidae. Gene Ontology annotation, molecular function: RNA polymerase II cis-regulatory region sequence-specific DNA binding; DNA-binding transcription factor activity, RNA polymerase II-specific. Gene Ontology annotation, biological process: regulation of transcription by RNA polymerase II.